Molecule: messenger RNA, 723 nt
Organism: Angiostrongylus costaricensis
Lineage: Eukaryota; Metazoa; Nematoda; Chromadorea; Rhabditida; Metastrongylidae
Source: the annotation of a GenBank genome assembly
AUGCGGAGGCAGGACAGGCGGGUUCACACUUACCUGCUUACUCUGUUUUUUGAGGUCCUUAUAUCGUAUAUUUUUAAUCAAUUGUUCUAUUGUGAGACAUCAAAAGCAGCCCUCACUUCUAUGCCUUAUCAGUGUCAGGAGCUCAUCCUUUAUGGGAGCGUCUUCGCAGAUAAUUUGCAGGACUUGGAACGGCGCCUAACUGGACUUUGCGACCCUGGUUCCACGGAGUUUCACGAACACGAUCUCUCGUUCAGUCUUCGAACAGGAACUGAUCCUGACGUUACCAUCAGGCUGCGUCGCCGUUUCAACGUUGACUCAUUCACUAGCCACCAGUGGCAGUUUCGGUAUAUUGGAGGUCCAGAACCGGAUCAGAAAUGUCCGGUAAUUGUUCGCAAAGUGAUAGAUUCUAUUGCUUAUUCCCACUUGAUGAUGGAUUUUGUGAAAACGCUAGGGUUACGCAUGGAUUAUGAAUAUAUAGCGAAAGGGACAGUUUGGACAAAUGGAAGAAUGAAGGUGGUGAUAAGUCAGAUACAACGGACGGAGAAAGCUGGACAUUAUGAUCAGAGCAAUUUAAAGAGGUUCGCCGACUCCUAUUUGGUGGAAAUUAGUGCUUGUCUGCCUGAUUCUGCUGAAUACAGUGCUACCGCUAAGCAACUACGGGAUUUUGCCGACCAGCUGCUCCCUCUCGUCGAAAUGGAGAAAGUCGAUUAUUGGAGGAAAUAG